Molecule: messenger RNA, 605 nt
Organism: Lathyrus oleraceus (garden pea)
Lineage: Eukaryota; Viridiplantae; Streptophyta; Magnoliopsida; Fabales; Fabaceae
Product: PAMP-induced secreted peptide 2
Exons: 1
Coding region: 75-458 (127 amino acids)
Biological process (GO): regulation of developmental process; innate immune response
Source: RefSeq, a predicted model, not a curated record
UCAUGAUUCACAAAUAUCAACAACAUAAAAAGAAUUCCUUCUUCCUUCUCUUUGUGUUUCAUAUUUUAUAAAACAUGAAAAGCACUAUCCUCAAAACUGAGGUAUUCUUUGUUUUCUUCAUGUUGUUGAACUCUGUUUUCUUGAUCUUGGAAGCUCGUCCAUUGAGUAUCAUUGACACAAAAAACUCAGAUACUAGAGAUGAAGUCGUUGAUUUUUUUAGUUGGUUAUCACAUUCUAUUGGAGAAAUCAAGCAAGGCGUGGCGGUUGAGACACUCGGAGGGAUUAAGGAUUCUGGUCCAAGUUCUGGAGGGGUGGGACAUAAAUUCACAAACAUAGACACACUCGGAGGGAUUAAGGAUUCUGGUCCAAGUUCUGGAGGGGUGGGACAUAAAUUCACCAACGUAAACACACUCGGAGGGAUUAAGGAUUCCGGUCCAUCGCCUGGCCAAGGACAUUAAUAUUAUGUUCUUCACUCAUUUGGUCAUUUACAACCUAUAGUUAGCAUUAAGCAUGGUGGUUUCCGAUUGAUUAAUACCUUCAUUUAUUUAUGUCUACAUUUUUUCUUUUCACUUAGUUGUUAAUGAUGCAGUAGUCCAUCUGAUGUA